GGGGUUUGUGCGGAGCGCGUGUGGGUCGCCUGCGGACUCUGCGGGUCUGUAGGAUUUUGAAUUUCUGGCGCGGAAGCUCCGAGUUAAAGCUCCCCGGGUGGGAACUGAAGUGACGCCCUGAGGGAGCUGCCGGUCCGGGCGCUUCUGCCGCGGGACCCGGGCUGAGCGCGCACGUGUGAGCGCCGCUGAGGGAGUGCCCGGCGGUGUCGCCGCCAGCCGGGCCCGGAGCGCGCGUGUGCUCCGCGAUGCUGCGGCGCCCGGACUGCACCCGAGUCUCCUGCCGCUCGCCCCGGCUCGCCUCGCUUCAGUUCCGGGAAGGGCAGCGUCGCUGCCGCUGAGCCUCCGAGGGCAUGCCGGCGGGCCUCACGGAGCCGGCCGGCGCCGCUGCUCCUGUAGUCUCGAGCGCGUCGGGGGCCGUGACCAUGGCUCCGGUCGCCGCGCUGCCCGUCCGGGUGGAGGGCACCCCGGUGGCCCUGGGCCCUGUGACUAAGGCUCCUGUCAGUGUUUGCGUGGAGUCUGUGGCGCCCCAGCCCUUGCCAGCCCCAGUGGGGACUCUAGUGACCAAAGUGGUUCCUGUCACUGCCCUUCCUAAACUCGGCAGCCCUAGGCUGCCCGCUCCUCAGAUAGUCACCGUGAAAACGCCGGGCACCACGACAAUCCAACUACCGGCUAAUUUGCAGCUUCCUCCAGGAACAGUUUUGAUCAAAAGUAACAGUGGUCAGUUGAUGCUGGUAUCGCCUCAGCAAGCUGUAACAGGAGCCAAGACCACAAGUAACAUAACUCCAAGACCAGCAGUACCAGCAAACACUCAAACAGUAAAGAUCUGUACAGUGCCGAAUUCUAGCUCACAAUUAAUGAAGAAAGUAACAGUGGCGCCUGUUAAAAAUUUGACACAGAUAGGAACUACUGUGGCAACCACUGCCUCCAGUACUUCCUCAGGACAACCUGUGGCUCUACCAAGCAGUGUCAUCACAGUUACUCCUGCAAAGCUGGUGAAUACUGUAUCCACCCUGAAGUCAUCAAGUUUGGGAGUGUUAUCUACCCCCUCAAAUGACGCACGUCUCAAAGCUGAGACUUCAGUAGCUGCUCAGACUGCUCUUCCUCCGACAGUGCUAGAAAAUGUGAAAAAAUGUAAAAACUUCCUUUCAAUGUUAAUAAAACUAGCAUGUAGUGGAUCACAGUCUCCAGAAAUGGGGCAGAAUGUGAAGAGGCUGGUGGAGCAGCUUUUGGAUGCAGAAAUUGAAGCAGAAGAGUUUACUAGGAAACUGUAUAUUGAACUCAAGUCUGCACCUCAGCCGCACCUCGUCCCUUUUCUUAAGAAGAGUGUGGUUGCCCUAAGACAGCUUCUUCCAAAUUCCCAGAGCUUCAUUGAGAACUGUGUGAAGGAAGUUUCUGGUGAUGUGGUCAUUUCCUCCUGUACCAUGACAACAGCAACGUCUCCUGUGGUGACAAGUACAGUUUCCCCAGUCCUUGUGUCUGGAGCAACAGCACCCAGAACUCUGUCUGUUCAGCAGACCCUGAAUCCACUUGCUGGUCCAGGAGUAGCAAACACUGGAGUUGUGACACUGCAUUCUGUUGCCCCAGCUGCUGCAACAGGAGGUACGACAGCUGCAACUGUUUUGCUUCAAACUUCAAAACCACUAACAACAUCAGUACCAAAUACAGUGGCAGCAGUGUCCCUUCAGCCUGAGAAUCCAGUUGUGUCUGGGGCAGCAGUAACACUGGCUAUUCCAUCAGCAACUUUUGGAGAAGCGUCCGCUACACCUCUUUGUCUUCCAUCUGCGAAGCCUGCCAUUACCUCUGCUGGGACCAAAGCUGAUAAACCUGCCAUUGGCACUCCAGUCCAGAUCGUUACACAACCGAGCACCCUCCUUCCACAGGCGGCUGGCAUUCCACAGACAGCCAAAGUCAAGCAACUAGUUGUACAGCAGCCUUCAGGAAGCAGUGUGAAUCAUGUGACCUCCAUUUCCCAUUCCUCACCAUUGAGCACUCAGAACUGUGGGCAGAAGACACCAGUAAAUGCUGUGAUGCCUACUAGUAAGUUUCCUCCAUCUUCCAUCAUAAAGCAAAUUACUCUGCCUGGAAAUAAACUUUUGUCGCUUCAAGCUCAAAGAUCUUCUAUUCAGAGCAAUAAAAUAAAAGAGAAUGGACCAACAUGCUUCAGAGGUGAAGAUGACAUCAAUGAUGUGACUUUCAUGGCAGAGGUCAACCUUGAUGAAGAAAAUGCCUGCAUCUUAGCAGCACAUUCUGACUUUGUUGGCACACUUAUUCAGUCAUGUAAAGAAGAACCAUUCCUUGUCAUUGGAGCUCUACAGAAGAGAAUUUUAGACAUUGGUAAAAAGCAUGACAUUACAGAACUUAACUCUGAUGCUGUGAACUUGAUCUCCCAUGCAACACAGGAGAGAUUACGAGGCCUUCUAGAGAAACUAACUACAAUUGCUCAGCAUCGAAUGACUAUUUACAAGGGAAGUGAAAAUUAUAUCUUGUCUACUGAUACCAGAUCACAGCUCAAAUUUCUUGAAAAGCUCGAUCAGUUGGAGAAACAGAGGAAGGAUUUAGAAGAAAGAGAGAUGUUACUAAAGGCAGCCAAGAGUCGCUCCAAUAAAGAAGAUCCAGAGCAGCUGAGAUUAAAACAAAAAGCCAAAGAGUUGCAGCAGUUGGAGCUUGCCCAGAUCCAGUACAGAGAUGCUAAUCUCACAGCUCUUGCAGCUAUUGGACCAAGGAAGAAGAGACCACUAGAAUCAGGAAAUGAGAGCUUCAAAGAUAACCCUUCUACUUCUGGGACUUCCAGCCUAACAGCCACCAAACCAUUUCGUCCAAGAAUCACAAGAAUCUGCCUCAGGGAUUUGAUAUUCUGUAUGGAACAGGAAAGAGAGAUGAAGUAUUCUCGAGCCCUAUACCUUGCCCUUCUUAAGUGAUGACUCCAUCCAUCCAGACGCACACUGUUUACUGCCAAAGACGACACUGAGCGCACUGUUGCACUGUUCUGAACCCUCCCUUGGAGUAUGGAAGACCACUGCUUACACUGACAAGCUUUUGCUACGUCUUGUCUUUGUGGCCUGUGGGUUCAUGCCGCUGAGAAUUCAGAUGCUUUCUGAAACUCAGUGUAUGUAUACUUUAUGAGGAAGUAUCACCUACUGACCUGCAUUUAAAAUUACAAUAGCUAGGGAUUAGCUUUUGCCACCUUCAUUUAUUUUGUUGUUUCCACUCAGUAGCAAUGAGGUGCCUUCCUCUGAUACAGGCUGUAUCUAGAUGUGGGAUAAAGAAGGAGUCAAAAUAUAUCCUGUGCUGAGCCUGUCUCCUAGUGUUAGAUUUUAUGGUCUGCAGUUAGAGGUUACUUAGCUCAUGGUGACAGUUACCUUCUGUAGUUGAAGUGUGACAAGCUACAGAGUAGAGGCAAAGUCAACUUGAAUUAGUUGAGCCAGAAUUACAUAGCUGAUAAUUAUACAGUGAGGUUGCUGACUCUCUGGCUUCCUACACAGCAGUGUUUCUGAUACCUAGUGAGGGCCAUCCUUUUCAGCUAAGUAAAAUCGCUACUGCUAUACCUCACUGAAAUGUGGAAAAGGUAGAAAGUACUGGAAAAAAUAUAAGGCCUUGCAUUCAAAUUGACAAAGGAUGAGAAUGCUAUCUUGAAAUAGAUGUGGCUGCUCAGGGAAUGCCAAAGCUGGUCCUUGUUUUAGUGAUAGGGGAAAAAAAAAAGAAAAAAUCAUAGGUCAACCAAAGAAGAAAUCUGGCACACAUUUAGUUACAGUAUUUCAAAAGGAUGAUUUGUUUUUGUAUUAUUUUAAUUCCCAAGAAGGAGUUCUUUCUUUUAUAAAGAAUCUCCCAGUUACCCUAUGUUUUAAGCAUCUAGUGCUUUUCAAAUUUCUAACUGCUGGUAAGAACAUUUAAGCAGUAGGAUUCCCUUUGAAUUGUGUACUUAAGAGGUGCUGUCAUGUGUCUUGCUCUUAGGGGGUGGCUCUAAACGUGAGCAACACACUAUGUACCUCUCUCUGAGGAGGAAGCUGAUAUUCAAAGUACCUCCUCUCUCCCUUUGAAAUCUACUUGUGUACAUUAUAGCUGACAGAAAUAAUGGGGAAACUGAAAUCACAUACCGAAAGAAUGCCAAACUCUCCUGGGGAAACAUUUCAAGUAUGUCACUCUCUGUCCUGUUCUUCCCAUAGGGACUGUUAUGGCCACAUUCUAUACUGUUGUAAGAGUUUAACUGGCCACAAUUUUUGUUUUAGUAAGUUAUGUAAAAUGCCGUAAAUUAUGUAUAUGCUUUAAAAAGUACCUUACUAAGAGAUGUAUACCCAAAGUUGUAUAUUUAAAUGCUUAGCUUUAUUUUUUGUAAAGUCCAGCAUACUCCCACAUUUGUGUAAUCUUAUUGAUCUGAUGUUUAAAAUUAUUUCAAAUACAUUAUUUUAUGAUUAAAAACAAACAAAACUUUGCUCAGUCACUGUCUUUGCAGCAGUUUCUAUUAGCAGCCAGUCCCUGGAGGAUGCAGAUCUGCCUGGCAGUGAGUCUAUUAUUUAUUUGCAUUUGGGUUCUGUGAACAUUUGGGUUCUGGAAUUGCACUUAGAUCUAAGUUUCUAUAUCACUUCCUUUGAAAUAGUUGUAAUUUUGCCAACUAUUUGACUCAAAAAGAAAGCUAGACAUAGUCAUUAUGGAAGAUUUUCUUGGUCCAUUGAGUUUUUCUUACCAAGAUAUUCUUGUUCAAAAUGUGUAAUGUAAGCCUUUUGUAUAUACAUAUGUGUGGUGUAUGUAUGGUGCCAUCUCCUCUCACCUCUAUCUUAAGUUUGUAGACAGGCACUGAGUCUGGAGCUUACUCUUGGCUAGAGAGGCUGCCCAGCAGCCCCUGUGCAUCUUCCCGUCUCUGCCUUUGAGCUCUACGAGUUCAGGAGUGUACCACCAUGGCUAACAUUGUACAUGGGUACUGGGGAUCCGAACCUGGGUCCUUAAGCUCACCACAGCAGGCACUUUACCCACUGAGCCAGUCCCUAAGUUCCUUAAUGUACAUUUUGAAACUUGGGUUGUACAGGUUUCAAAACCUCUUAUACAGAGAAAAACAAAUGUGUGUAUCCGAGAUAUACACAGGUAGUUGGCAAAAUGGAGACUUUGGGGUAGAUUUGCUCGCCAGAUACAUUGUUUUUAAAUACACAGUAAUAACAAGCCUUUUUUGUUGUCAGUGGUGGUGUUUUGUUUUGUUUUGUUACGUGAAUGCUGUGGAUUCAGCUCAGGCUCUCACGUCUGUACACCAGAGACACUCCUACUCACUGUCACCUCCCUAGCUCCACUAAUCUUCUUCUUUUUAAAGAAGCAUUGGAAAUUUUAAAAUAUUUAUUGUCUGUGUGUCUGAUUUAUAGGCAUGCACGUGUAGAGAUCAGGGGACAGCUUACAGGAGUUGGUUCUCUUUAUUGUGGAGAUCAAAUUUGACCUGGAGAUCAAAUCAGACCAGAUCGUCAGGCUUGGCAACAAGUGUCCUUAACCUGCUGAGCCAUUUCACUGUCCCAACAAACAUUUUAAAACCUAUAAAAUUCUUCAAAAUUAUAUGUGGCAAAAGUUCUGUUUCAUUAGAAUUUUGUCAAGAGAAAUGUACUUAGAAUUAAGACUUCAUACUAGUGAUGCCAUUCUUCCAGCAGAAAACACAGAAAUGUUAUGGCAUAAUUUUUAGGAAAGUAACAGGACCAAGGUACAUGCUGACUUGAACUUUUCACUUUGUAUGUUGUAGAAUGAAUCCGUUCAGUGUGUGUACAAAUUUGACCUUAAAAGUUCCAAUUACAUUGUGCAGGGAUAAGCAUAUUGUGUCACAUGUCUGAGGAUAACCUGGUAGACAGUGUUUACUUUGUACCAUUCUUCUUGUGAUACUCUAUCUCAGUUGUCAACUUGGUGUGCUCUAGAAUCACAUUAGAGACAGGUUUCUGGGAAUGCCUCUGGGAAUUCUUUAGGUUUAUUGACUAAUCUAUAGCAUACACACAGCAUCUCUCAUUAUGUCAGGCUUGUUCCACUGUACAGCAAAUCCUUGGUGGUCAUCCAGCGGUACUGGCAUCUCCAAAAUGCUGGAGUCUCUGCAACUGGGCUGUACCUUUGCCACUGGCCUCUCCUGGGCUCUCUUCAAGGACUCUGUCCCUGACAUAUGGUGCCAAGCCUCAACAUCUCUCCAUGAGCCCUUCUAUCCUGGAUCUUCUACUGCAGCUAAGUCUAUACCUUCACCAAUGGCCUCUCCUCAGGAACUGCAGCACUACCACACAGUACAAAGACUCAGCUGCUCUCUGUGAACCCUGCACACCUUUAAAACAGUACUACCUGAGUGACUCUUACACUAACAACUUUAGUUAUCAGCACAUGAUACAUCUCUGGAUGCUUCAAGAAUACAGGUUCUAUGUGCUGACCCUGAGGAAGCACUUCCCAGAAGAUGACCCUGAGGAAGCACUUCCCCAGUGAUGCCAGUCUCUUCUUAAUCACCACUAAUUUCUCAGCUGCAGUUGACUGUUAUCAAUUGUCACAACAAAACAAAGGUUUUACUUUAGCAGCUCUGGUCUCCUAUUAAUCACAGCCAAUUCUGCUGACUAGUUCUGUGUGAAUUUGACAGAAGCUAGAGUCCUUUUAGAAGAGGGAACCCAAAUUCAGAAAAUGCCCCGACCAGGUUCAUCUGUGGGUAAGCCUGUGGUGUAAUUUAUUCAUUGAUGAUUGAUAUGGAACAGUUUGGCUCUCUGUGGGUGGUGCCACCACUGCACUGGUAGCCCUGAGUACUAUAAGAAAGCAUGCUGAACGAGUCAGUAAACAACACUCCUCCAUCAUGGCCUCUGCUUCAGCUCCUGCCUCUAGGUUUCUGUCCUGUUCCUGCCUUUACUUCCCCCAGUGAUGGACUGUAAUGUGGAACUGUGAACUGAAAUAAACCCUUUCCUCCUCAA
Molecule: messenger RNA, 6893 nt
Organism: Mus musculus (house mouse)
Lineage: Eukaryota; Metazoa; Chordata; Mammalia; Rodentia; Muridae
Gene: Taf4b
Product: TATA-box binding protein associated factor 4b
Exons: 15
Coding region: 351-2918 (855 amino acids)
Biological process (GO): DNA-templated transcription initiation; transcription by RNA polymerase II; regulation of transcription by RNA polymerase II
Cellular component (GO): transcription factor TFIID complex; nucleus; transcription regulator complex
Molecular function (GO): protein heterodimerization activity
Source: RefSeq, marked validated